Molecule: messenger RNA, 1129 nt
Organism: Sander lucioperca (pikeperch)
Lineage: Eukaryota; Metazoa; Chordata; Actinopteri; Perciformes; Percidae
Gene: eif4ebp3l
Product: eukaryotic translation initiation factor 4E binding protein 3, like
Exons: 3
Coding region: 261-599 (112 amino acids)
Biological process (GO): negative regulation of translational initiation
Cellular component (GO): cytoplasm
Molecular function (GO): eukaryotic initiation factor 4E binding
Source: RefSeq, a predicted model, not a curated record
GUGGCUGCCUGCUACAAAUACAGCACAUGGUAGCUGCUUAUAGAGGCGGACAGCACCGGGCCCCAAACUCUCAACUUGUUUGAAUUAUCAGUUUACAAGUUUAAGUUACUUAACUUGUACUUUGGUAACUGUUAUUUGAAAAAAAAAACAUUACAACUUUGAUUUCGUUUGUCUUUGUGCAAGGCUGUGCGCGAGCGUUUCAUAGCGAGUUUGAGGACUUUUAAUAUCACUCCGCCUGCAGCAGCCACGCAGAAGCUAGCAUGUCGACCGGCACAAAUGAAGUUAAAAGCUGCCCUAUCCCCACCAGGGUGGUCACCCCAAAGGACUGGUCCCAGAUUCCCGACUGUUACAGCCAGACACCCGGGGGGACGCUCUUCUCCACCACCCCUGGAGGUACCCGCAUCAUUUACGACAGAAAAUUUCUGUUGGACUGUCGAAACUCCCCUCUUGCCCGUACCCCCCCAUGCUGUCUGCCCCAGAUCCCAGGGGUAACAGUACCUUCUACGCACCCCAUGGGAAAACUGCAGGAUCUCAAGGAGGAGGCUGAGGAAGAAGAAAAGGACAUUGCGGAUGACAACCAGUUUGAGAUGGACAUCUGAGCUCCAGUAUUACCUCCUGUGGAGAAUUAUUAGUUAAAACGCCUCCAAGGUCAUUAAUGACUGUAAUGCAUUACAUUUCAAGCUUUUUUUUUCACCUUUUUUAAAUAAAAGCUUUUGUGAGGAACCAAAAAGAAUGGAAUAGUUUGAAAACUAUAGGGUGUUUUUAACCCUGUGUUAAGCAAAGAAAUGGUCUGAUUGGUCACUUCAGAGCUGCAGCAGGAUUGAAAAAAUCCAUUUUGAUUUAACUUUUUUUAAUCUUUUGUAAAUAACAUUGUACAAUGUAGCCUAUUUUUUAAGUUGGGGAAUAUAAGAUGAUUACAUUAAGACAUGUAGAGUUUUUCACUGCAGGCAUCAGUUGUUUUGUUGUAUCUUCCCCCCAAAAAACGGAUGGCUAACUUUCUUUGUGUUGGGCAAACAAGUGUCUCCUAAUAUUGGGGGUCAGGGCCUUCUGAAAAUCAGCUCCUACUCUGUUUUGUACAGAGGGAGAGUUUAAAUGUGAAUAAUUUCAAUUAAAGGCUAUUCAGACUGUG